This is a messenger RNA of Balaenoptera ricei (Rice's whale), 1613 nucleotides long. It is a transcript of the gene METTL8, whose product is annotated as methyltransferase 8, tRNA N3-cytidine. The coding region runs from base 377 to 1582 and encodes 401 amino acids. The transcript is spliced from 12 exons. Lineage: Eukaryota; Metazoa; Chordata; Mammalia; Artiodactyla; Balaenopteridae. Gene Ontology annotation, molecular function: tRNA (cytidine-N3)-methyltransferase activity. The record is from RefSeq and is a predicted model, not a curated record.
GGCGCCGCGGGAGAACCAUGGGGGCGCUGUGCUGCAGCCUCUUGGUUCCCGUUACCUGUUCGAGCCCUGCAUUCAGGGGUCCGUCCCUUGCCGCCCCGGUACCCUUACGUCUCUCAGACCCCGACUUUUGCUCUGAGAGGCCCUGACAGGGCGCCGAGAGGGGGGUAGUGUCGUGUGCUACCGCCCCUCUCCCCCGAGGGCAGUGUCCUGUGCUAAAGAAAGUGAGCUGUUACAGAGGCGGUGCAAACCCUGAGCAUCAAGAGUGGCACCUCCAAGCUCCUUCCCUGGGAACUACACUCAGCAUCUCAGCAUUAAGCCGCCAUAGCUUUGAGCAUCUGUGCUUUAUCUUGAUUUAUUUUGUGCAUCUAUUAACAAGAUGUGUCCUAAGGUACUGAUUAGGAUGAAUGUGAUUUGGAGAAAUUAUUUUUCUUGUCUAAGGAUAAGAAAGGUGCCUCACAGAUGCCAAAGUAGUUAUCACCCAGUGGCCCCUCUGGGAUCAAGGAUUUUAACUGAUCCAGCCAAAGUUUUUGAACACAACAUGUGGGAUCACAUGCAGUGGUCAAAAGAAGAAGAAGAAGCAGCCAGAAAAAAAGUAGAGGAAAACUCAGCUGUGCGAGUCCUUCUGGAAGAACAAGUGAAGUAUGAGAGUGAAGCUAGUAAAUAUUGGGACACAUUUUAUAAGAUUCAUAAGAAUAAGUUUUUCAAAGAUCGUAAUUGGCUGUUGAGGGAAUUUCCUGAAAUUCUUCCAGUUGGUCAAAAAACUGAAGAGAAGGUAAAAGAAUUAUCGUGGAAUCAUGUAAAAGUUCAUGCUGCAAAUUGUUUCUCAAGAAUGCACUGCCCUACUAUGCCUGAAGAAAAAGAUCAUUAUAGAGAAAGUUCUGGCUCAUCAGAUGGUCAAAACAAAGCAGGAUCUGAUUUUUCCAACCUAGACUCCAAAGAACACAGAAAAGGACCUCUGAAGACUGAAUUGUUUCCUGGUAGCAACGCCACUUUCAGAAUCCUAGAGGUUGGCUGUGGUGCUGGGAAUAGUGUUUUUCCAAUUCUGAACACUUUGCAGAAUGCUCCAGAGUUCUUUCUUUAUUGUUGUGAUUUUGCUUCUGGAGCUGUGGAGCUGGUAAAGUCGCACGCGUCAUACAGAGCAGCCCAGUGCUGUGCCUUUGUUCAUGACGUUUGUGACGAUGGCCUACCCUACCCUUUUCCAGAUGGGAUCCUGGAUGUCAUUCUCCUCGUCUUUGUGCUCUCUUCCAUUCAUCCUGACAGGAUGCAAGGUGUUGUAAACCGACUGUCCAAGUUACUGAAACCUGGGGGGAUGCUGUUAUUUCGGGACUAUGGAAGAUAUGAUAAGACUCAGCUUCGUUUUAAAAGGGGGCAUUGUUUAUCUGAAAACUUUUAUGUUCGAGGAGAUGGUACCAGAGCAUAUUUCUUUACAAAAGGGGAAGUCCACGAUAUGUUCUGCAAGGCUGGGUUAAAUGAGAAGCAAAAUCUGGUCGAUCGUCGCUUACAAGUUAAUAGGAAAAAAAAAGUGAAAAUGCACCGAGUGUGGGUUCAAGGAAAAUUCCAGAAACCAUUACCCUUCACUUAAAAAAGCUCCAAAUUGCUAAGUCACUUCACCU